Molecule: messenger RNA, 6758 nt
Organism: Neopelma chrysocephalum (saffron-crested tyrant-manakin)
Lineage: Eukaryota; Metazoa; Chordata; Aves; Passeriformes; Pipridae
Gene: TANC1
Product: tetratricopeptide repeat, ankyrin repeat and coiled-coil containing 1
Exons: 25
Coding region: 163-5544 (1793 amino acids)
Biological process (GO): regulation of postsynapse organization
Cellular component (GO): glutamatergic synapse
Molecular function (GO): protein binding
Source: RefSeq, a predicted model, not a curated record
UGAGGAUCCACCCUGUGAAACCAAAUUCUUUCAUAAUUACCCUCUUGUAUUUCUUGUUCUGAUUGCAUACACCACUAAGCUCCACCACUUCUGGAGGAAAAAAAAUUAAAAAAAAGUGCAUCCAGUGGUCUCUGUAAGGCAGAGCUAGAUGAGACCUGCUCUAUGAACUUCAGCAGGACUUUAGGAGCAACAUUUAAAAUGUUAAAGGCAGUUUUAAAAAAGAGCCGAGAGGGUGGAAAAGGGACCAAGAAAGAUCCAGCAGGUGAUUGCUGCCCAGAGAAUGCCUCACAGGCUGUAGCCACAUCUGGCCCCGGUGCAGAUUUGCCCCCGGGGGAGCAGCCAGGCCCCGAGGACACCUACAGAAUGAACGUGGCCAAGGGGGUGUCGAUGUCCCUGCCCUCCUCGCCCCUGCUGCCACGCCAGCCCUACCUCCUGCAGGCCAGGGCGAGCAAGAAGUCUCCAGGUCCGGUGAGGAAGCCCAAGUAUGUGGAAAGCCCGCGCGUGCCCGGAGAGGCGGCAGUGCCCCCGCGGAAGGUUCCGGAGCCAGGAGAGCCCAGCCCUGGCGCAAAGCCUGACAAAGACUCGAGCUGUUCUCCUGCAGCACAAGAAUUGAUGACAAGAUUGGGUUUUUUACUGGGGGAAGGGAUUCCAACUUCUGCUCACAUGGAAGAGAAAAACGAAGUUAUGUGUGCAGUGCCCAGCCGAGGAGUGAGUCCCUGUUCCACCCUGACCAGCAGCACCACAUCUCCCAGCACCGACAGCCCCUGCUCCACCCUCAACAGCUGCGCCGGCAAAGCCGCGGCCAAGGGCAGCCCCUGCGGCACCGUGAGCACCCCCAGCUCCACCCUGGAGAGCAAGGACAGUGGCAUCAUAGCUACUAUAACCAGUUCAUCAGAAAAUGAUGAUCGUAGUGGAUCCAGUUUGGAAUGGAGCAAGGAUGGGAGUCUCAGAGCUGGAAAACAUCAUGGCAUCAGUCGUGAUCGAAGGACAGAUAAUUGUUCACCAGUUGCAGAAGAGGAGGCCCUUGGAUCUGCUGAGAAUUUGCCAAAGGAAAUACCAACAGGAGAGGGUCCCCUUCCUUACGCUCAGAGUUCUGGCUCUCUAAUAAUGCCUCGUCCAAACUCCGUUGCAGCAACAAGUUCAACCAAGCUGGAGGAUCUGAGUUACCUGGAUGGCCAGAGGAACACUCCCCUGCGCACGUCCAUUCGCUUGCCUUGGCACGGCGCGGCCGGAGGGAGAGCACAGCACCAAGCUCGUUUCAUCCCCUACAAGCCCCAGGACAUUUUGCUGAAGCCGCUGCUGUUCGAGGUGCCGAGCAUAACCACAGACUCGGUGUUUGUUGGGAGAGACUGGCUGUUCCAGGCCAUUGAAGAAAAGCUGCAGAGUCCUGACCCAGCAGGGAGCAGGGGAGUGGUCAUCACUGGAAACGUGGGAUUUGGGAAGACUGCUGUCAUCUCACGGCUGGUGGCACUCAGCUGCCACGGGAGUCGCAUGAGGCAAAUCGCUUCCAACAGCCCCAGUUCAUCCCCCAAAAAUGGUGACUCCUGCCAGGAGAUUCCCUUAAGCCAGUUACCCCCAUGUGCCCCUCCAGCAGGUGACCCCAGUACCAGUGACAUUAAGGUGAAGACUCUGACUUGUCCUGCUGCUCCUGAAUCCAGAGCUCAGGCGGGAGAUGCUGUGAGGCGCCUUGCUUCCAAGGUGGUGGCCUAUCACUACUGCCAGGCUGACAACACGUACACGUGCCUGGUGCCCGAGUUCGUGCACAGCGUGGCCGCGCUGCUGUGCCGGUGCCAGGGGCUGGCAGCGUUCCGGGAGCUGCUGGGCAGGGAGCCCCAGCUGCAGAGCCUGCUCAGCCUGCGCUCCUGCGUGCAGGACCCCGCCUCGGCCUUCAGGAGGGGAGUGCUGGAGCCACUCACACACCUCAGGAAAGAGCAGAAGAUUCCUGAGGAAGAAUACAUAAUUUUGGUAGAUGGUUUAAAUGAUGCUGAAUUUCAUAAACCUGAUUAUGGUGACACAAUUUCUUCAUUUAUCACAAGUAUAAUCUGUAAGUUUCCUCCCUGGCUGAAGCUCAUUGUGACUGUAAGAACUAACUUCCAGGAAGUAGUAAGUUCACUACCAUUUGUUGCAAUAUCCCUGGACAAUUUUCCAGACAACAAAGAAAUUCACGAUGAUUUGAAUGCUUACAUUCAGUACAGAAUUAAUAGCAGCCAGGAAAUCAUAAACAACAUAUCUUUAAAUGGAAAAGCUGAUGCAGGUACUAUUGGGAAAGUGAGUAACCACCUGAUCAUGAGAAGCCUGGGAUCUUAUCUCUAUUUGAAACUCACUCUGGAUCUUUUCCAAAAGGGUCACUUAGUAAUCAAAAGUGCAAGCUACAAGGUUGUUCCUGUGUCUCUGUCAGAGCUGUACUUACUGCAGUGCAAUAUGAAGUUCAUGACAAACUCUGCUUUUGAGCGAGCCCAGCCCAUCCUCAAUGUGGCACUGGCAUCCCUGCAUCCCAUGACAGAUGAGCAGAUUUUCCAGGCUGUUAAUGCAGGACAGAUAAAUGGGGAACACCAGUGGGAAGACUUCAGCCAGAGGAUGGAAGCUCUUUCGUGUUUUCUGAUCAAAAGACGUGACAAAACACGCAUGUUCUGCCAUCCUUCCUUCAGGGAAUGGCUUGUCUGGAGAGCAGAUGGUGAAAAUACUGACUUCUUAUGUGAGCCAAGGAAUGGACAUGCUCUACUGGCUUUCAUGUUUUCUCGACAAGAGGGAAAGUUAAAUCGCCAACAAACUAUGGAACUUGGUCAUCACAUCCUUAAAGCUCACAUUUUUAAGGGGCUGAGUAAAAGGACCGGAAUUUCUUCCAGUCAUCUCCAAGCCUUGUGGAUUGGUUAUAGUACUGAUGGACUGUCCACAGCCCUGGCUUCUCUAAGAAACAUCUACACACCCAAUGUGAAGGUGAGUCGGCUGCUGAUUUUGGCAGGAGCAAAUGUGAAUUACAGGACCGAAGUACUGAAUAAUGCUCCAGUGCUGUGUGUUCAGUCACACCUUGGGCAUGAAGAAGUGGUCACUCUUCUACUAGAAUUUGGAGCUGCUAUUGAUGGAACCUCAGAAAACGGGAUGACAGCCCUGAGUUACGCAGCCGCUGCCGGUCACAUGAACAUUGUGUCACUGCUGUGUAAGAGAGGUGCAAAGGUGAGCAGAGUGUGCAGCCAGGAGAGUCAGGUGGUUCACUACAUCCUGACAGUAGAAAAGGACCAUGACAUGGAUAUCAAUGACACUGAUGCCUUGUGGGGAGAAACAGCCCUGACAGCUGCUGCCGGCCGAGGGAAGCUGGACGUGUGCGAGUUGCUCCUGGGGCGCGGGGCGGCCGUGACGAGAGCCAACAGGAGGGGGAUGCCCCCGCUGCUCUGCGCCGUCCGGCAGGGCCACUGGCAGAUUGCUAAACUUCUAGUGGAGCAUGGGGCUGACGUGAAUUUAAGUGACAAGCAGGGCCGAACACCACUGAUGGUGGCUUCUUGUGAAGGACAUCUGAGCACUGUGGAAUUUCUGCUUUCUGAAGGUGCAGCUAUUUCCUCUCUGGACAAGGAAGGACUGACAGCUCUGAGCUGGGCAUGUCUGAAAGGCCACAGGGAAGUGGUUCAGUAUUUAGUAGAGAAAGGUGCAACAACUGAUCAGACAGACAAAAAUGGACGAACACCCCUAGAUUUGGCAGCGUUUUAUGGAGAUGCUGAUAUUGUGCAGUAUCUGGUGGAGAAAGGAGCACUGAUAGAGCACGUGGAUCACAGUGGGAUGCGGCCGCUGGACAGAGCGAUCGGCUGCCGCAACACCGCGGUCGUGGUGACACUGCUGAGAAAAGGAGCUAAGCUGGGAAAUGCAGCCUGGGCUAUGGCCACCUCGAAACCUGAUAUCCUCCUGAUUCUGCUGCAGAAACUGAUGGAAGAAGGAAAUGCACUGUACAAAAAAGGCAAGAUGAAGGAAGCAGCCCAGCGCUAUCAGUAUGCCCUGAGGAAGUUCCCGAGGGAAGGCUUUGGAGAGGAGAUGAAAGCUUUCACUGAGCUGAGAGUUUCACUCUACCUGAACCUGUCACGGUGUCGCCGAAAAACAAAUGAUUUUGGAAUGGCUGAAGAGUUUGCUACCAAAGCUUUGGAUCUGAAGCCCAGGUGCUACGAAGCCUAUUACGCCAGAGCAAGAGCCAAGAGGAACAGCAGAAAGUUACUUGCUGCUCUUGCUGACCUACAUGAAGCCACUCAGCUGUGUCCCAGCAAUCAGGAGAUAAAACGUCUCCUGGCUCGAGUGGAAGAGGAAUGCAAACAGUUGCAGAGAACACAGCAACAGAAACAUCAGUCUGCACAGCUACUGGAGCAAACCAACAACUCUGAUAAUGAGGAGGGUGUUGUAUCAGGCGUGAAGGAGAAUUUCAGUCCUCAAGACAGGGAGGAUGAACUGUCACACCCUGAUGAAUCUGUUUCCCCACCACAAAGGCUGCAAUGUUCCUCAGCUGCUUCAUCGUUCAGCAGGACCCUUCAGGAAGGUGUUCAGCAGAAAGCUCGGUCUGUGUCCCCUCAGAGCAGAACAAGCAGUAAGUACCUGAGAGAGCCAGGCUUGAUCAUGCAGCCAACAAAGCAGGCACAGAUUGUAAAAACUAAUCAGCACCUGAGCUCCAUCCAGCCUGGAUCUAAACCAGGAAGCAAUCAAGGUAAUACAAAGGCACAAUCAUCUGUGCAGCAUCAUCCCCUAAGUCCCUUGCCCGUCCCACACUCUAGAAGUCAGCAUUUGGAUGGGACAAGCACACUGUCAUCUGGAAGCAUUUCCGCAGAUCCCAGUGCUGAACUGUGCAGUGAAAAGUUCACGUCCAGCCAGUGUUCCCAUCCACAGCAUCACAAGACUCUCUCUUCUCAUUCUUUUGCCAGCAAGUCUAAACCCGCAGACAGGUCAACAGCCCCUGCUCAGAUGAACUUUGGUAACACAAGGCAGCAAAGCCCUGUACCCAGUGCUGUCUCUUCGAGCUCUCCAUCCAACAGUGUGAUUCUGGCCAGCUCAGGCAGCAGCUUCACCUCAGCCAGCAGCUUUUCAGGCAGUGUUAAGGGGCUGGGCCCUGACGUUCGACUCAAGGAGAGUAACGUGAGUCAGGUUCAGGGUACUGAGCACCGACCUCGCAAUACCCCAUUUAUGGGAAUCAUGGACAAGACUGCAAGGUUCCAGCAGCAAAAUAUGCAAUCCAGUCGCACUUGGCACGCUCAGGCAUCAGAUGGAUUAUCCACAAACGUUGCUCCUGGGGGCAUCCAGCCCUCAAACUUGGAGCAGUUCUCAGUGAAACACUACCAAACUAAAAUCCCCUCUCUGGCUGCUGCCCUGGGAGAUGGCAACCAGAGCAGUGUGCAAGCGAGAGACCGCGAGGAACUCCCGUGCCCAGUCCCUCCCCACUGUCCAGACCAAUCCCCCAGCCAAGGUUCUCAUUCAUACCCCGAUGCUGCAGCCAAACCCCCGUCCCACAGCAGCCAGGACGGGCCCCUCAGCCACACGGCAAAACCAAAGCGAUCCUUCAUUGAAUCAAAUGUAUAAAUCCUACUUUGGGUGUUUACUGGGUAAACCUGGCUCAGCACAGGGUGUGACUGCUCUCACAACACUCACUGGCUGGGCACAGCUAGUCCGAGGGAACAGCCCGUGCUGGCCAGUCCUUACUGGGAUACAACCACUUCAAACUGUUCCUACCAGCACAGGACAGUGACAGUAACUGGAAUAACAGACUUCUGUAGGAAGAGUCAUUUAGGGUUGUCCAACCAACAGAGUAGGACCUCGAGCAGAGAAAUCCUUUCCAUUACAUUUUACCAUUAAAUAGGACUUUCCUUUCACGUAGGGCUUCAAUCUUGGCUUUUGGUUCUGUUGCAUCUCACACGUAAUACUUGUGCCUCUCCAGUGCUUAAGUGCUUACUUCUCACAGCAGUGUUAAUGGAAGAUAAUCUGCUGCAGAAUACUCAGAUCUGUACAUGCAUGCAUUUUUUUAAAUCAAAGAUAGUAUUUUAUCACUUUUUUAGUGGGAUGUAAUUUGGGUUGCAUGAUGUACAUUUAGGAAGCAUAAAUAAUUUGUGUAUGAGUAAACUAUAAGCAGGUUUGACAUGUAAAUAUAACUAUUUUUGGUAACUAGGAGAAAUCAAAUAAAAUAAAGAGUGACAUUUGCAUGUGUAUUAAAGAAGCUUUGACCAUAUUGGUUAUUGCACUGAAGAACACAAUAUUAUGGCCUAUUAACAAUAAUUGCACUUUAUAUAGGUUAUCUAAUCACCUUUGGGUGCUAUCUUAAAGCAAAAUGAUUUAUUGUUUAUUUGUGAAAAGGUACAGCAGUUAAAUGCCUAGUGAGUGUUUUUAUGGGAAACCUAACAAAUGGAUGGAGUGAAGAUGAAAGUUUGAGGAAAAGUGUAUGUGCAGUUGCAUGACAGGAUGAAGCUGUGAAGUUUUUUUUGGAGGAAAUGAGGUUUUAUAUUGGCAAGAACAUUCUGAAAAGGAACGGCUGCAGCGAACGUUGCGAUGAGUGCAAUUCGUUUGGAGAGCUCAGCUUUACACUCUGCCCAUCGUGUUGGUUACAGUGCUCUGUGUCCAGUGGAAGCAGCUGUACCCAGCUCUACAAGUCCUUUUGGAGUUUGCAUCAUUAUGCUUUAGCUUAUUUAUUGUUUACCGGUUCUUCGAUAUUUUGUACAAUUCAUAUAUUAGUCUUGUCCUGUAGUUCUAUUUUUGCACAGCUACUGUAUUUUUUUCCAUACAAAAUAAAGAUGCUUAAUAUA